CCCGCGCCCGGCGGCAUGAGCGUGUUUGGGGACUUCCAGCGUGUCUGGGUGCAGCGGUUCCCGGACAGCGCCUUGCCGGCUGCCUGGGAGGAGGAUGUCAGGGCGAACCUGGUCAAGCACAAGCAGAAGGUGACAGCCUUGAGAGAGGAGCUCGAGAAGGAAGAGUUUUAUGUGGAGUAUCUGGAGAGAUUGCUGGCCGACGUCGAGCGACACAAGCAGCUGGCCAACAGUUUCGCCGGCGCGAGCACGAACGCGGCUGAGAAUAAACAGGAGGCGACGACGGAGGCGCAGUCUCAACAGGAUCCUCAAGCGCCGGAGGACAGCCUGGCGGACUCCGCGAAUUCGCCGAGUUCUCAGAACGUCGUCGGGCCGUCCGCUCCCACCUUGACGGAACGGGAGGACAGCAAGUUUCCAGACAAGUGCGUGUCCGAAUUGAGCUCGACUCUCGGCGCGGCUGGCAAGCGGCCGAAGAGCGAGAUACCAAGGAGUCCCGAGAAAGUGCCUGAACUUAGAAGAAACAGUGAUCCAGAUGUGCCAAGUAAUUACGUUACAGUGAUCGAAGUCACCGGGAGUUCGAAGAAGGACAAGAAUGAGGAAUCUCUCAAGGAAGAGGACGAGAAAGACUUGGAAAAGGCUAUCAAUGAAGAUGGCGAAGACGGCGACGCGGAGGCAUCGGAGGAAGAGCCUUACUACGACUCGGUAGCCUUGGAUCAGACUGGAGAGUACGUUUACAUUGACGCGCGCGUUCCCACUGUCAAUAGUAACAAUGGUAGCAAGGCGGCGAGCCGAAGACCACCCUCGCUGCCAGACUCGCCGGGCAAUCAGAGUAAUUAUGUCAACAUCGAUUAUUUUAUACAACACAGAGCGGCGAUGGACAGCGAAGACGAAGAGGGUGCCAGUCCGGCGCCCCCGAUUCUGCUGCGUGCUCUCAGUACGGACAACGAGACCGGCAGCAGCGACGCCGAGCCGCUGAGUCUGAGCGAGGGUAGCCUGGAGUCGCCGACCCCGACGACGCCGCGCAGACAAGAGAAGAGCAAGGAGCGCGAGGACGACAGGACGUCGAUGGUCAAGUGUAUCGUGAGCUCGGUAUUGGAGAGCGAGGCUGUAUAUGUCGAGUGCUUAACUGUGAUGUUACAAUAUAUGAAAGCUAUUAGGGCAACUCUAACGACGUCUCAACCGGUCAUUUCGGAAGAGGAAUUCGGCACGAUGUUCUAUAAGAUCCCGGAACUGCACGCUCUGCACCAGACGUUUCUGGACGGUCUUCGAAAGAAGGCGGAAAAGUGGGACAGCAAGACUACCAUAGGAGAACAAUUUAAGAUUAUGGCCAGUAAUAUAGGAUUAUAUGGUGCGUUUUUGCACAAUUACGCCCGCGCGACCGAUACCGUGCGACGAUGCUCCGCCCAUUCCACUCAGUUUGGAGAGAUCACUAGAGACAUAAGACUCAGGGGUUUCCCGAAGGGCCCGGGUCUGUCUCUGGAAGAUCUGUUACACAAGCCAGUUGCUCGAGUGCAAAAGAACGCUCUAGUUUUACACGAUCUUCUCAAGCAUACGCCAGUCAACCAUGCAGAUCAUGCGCCCUUGUCGGAAGCUCUUGCUAUGACCAGGAUCUUCCUAGAUGAAUUCAAUAUUAUUCAGACGAAGUCGAUGUUUCCGAGCCACGAUAGAGCCCAACGAAGAUUGGUGAAGAAUUCGUUUGUGGUCGAGCUCUCGGACGGACACAGGAAGCUGAGGCACCUCUUUCUCUUCAACGACGUGAUCGCCUGUGCGAAGUACAAAGCGUCUGGCAGGGAUAAGUUCACGUUUGAAUUGAAGUGGUACGUGCCGGUAGCGGAAGCCGCUGUUACGGAAGACGGCAUAGAGCCACGCGAGGCCAGCCCCGCUAAUGUGGUAGCUUUAAGGUCGCAAGCGUGUACAGUACGCGAUCAAAUUCUGUGGGAGGAACGAAACGACGAGAAGCGGAUUCGACUGGGUGGCAGAGGUUCGGAGAAGAAUCGCAAGAAACUCGCCGAACUUGAGGCCCAGCUGGUAUUAGCCUCGCCGAACUUGGUUCUGCGCGUCGCGCACAAGAGUCAGCAGAACCGAGUACAAAAUUCUUACACCUUCUUCCUGUCCAGCGAGUUUGAGCGCUCUCAAUGGGUGGAGGCGGUAGAGGCGUUACAACAGGGCGGACAGCCUCCAGGGCAGCUACCAUUGUCGAUGUACGAACUGCAGGCUUGGGUCACCGCUUGUCGAACGUAUCUGCAGACCGACAUGGGCAGCUACCUGCUGAGGUCUGGACGCGACGAGAGCUUGCUACUGGGUGAUCUUCAUCUGACGCUGCUCGGUUUGACUCCGCCAGGCUUGGACAGAGUGGGUGAUCUCUACAUCAUCGUGGAAGUCGACAGCUAUGGACAUUACUUCAAGAGAGCGCGAAGUCGCGUCGCCAGAGGUCAAGCUCCCAUUUGGGGCGAGACCUUUGUGGUAGAACUGGAAGGAAGCCAGAACGUUAGGAUCUUGUUAUACGAGGAAUGCGGCACACGCUCGGUAUUGCGAGGCAAGUGCAUUCAACGAUUGAGUAGAUCUUGGCUCCAAUCUGAUCAGGUGGAAAGGUUAUUAAACCUAGGACCCGCAACAUUGGACGUGGCACUGCGUUUUGUUCCCAGCGAGGUCACUCUGAGGCGAGUGCCAUCGGCCAAGCCACAAGGCUUAUUCGGCGCCAAGAUCCAGCAAGUUUGCAAACGAGAGAAACGCGACGUGCCUUUCAUAAUAACAGCAUGCGUGCGAGAGGUGGAGAGACGCGGCGUCGGCGAGGUAGGUCUGUAUCGCGUUUCAGGCUCGGCGUCCGAUGUGGCGAGGCUGCGCAAGUCGUUCGAGAGCAAUUCGUACGAGGCGGAGCAGCUACUUAAAGAGGUGGACGUGCACUCGGUGACGGGCGUAUUAAAGUUGUAUUUGCGCGAGAUGCCGGAGGCGCUGUUCACCGAUGCUCUUUAUCCGGCAUUCCUGGAGGCCUUCCAAACGGGUGAUCUAUCACGGGGCGCUGCCCUGCGCCGCGUUUACGAGGGUCUGCCUGCCGUGAACAAAGCGGUAAUCGACUUCUUGCUGGCACACCUGGCCCGUGUGAACAAGCACGAGGCGCAGAACAAGAUGUCGCUGCACAACCUGGCGACAGUGUUCGGGCCCACGUUGCUGCGACCCGGCACCAGUAACUCGCGCAGCGACGCCAAGAGCCGCGAUCCCUUGGCUGCCGGCACCGUCGACGUGAUGGCGCAAGCCGGCAUUCUCUACUGCUUCCUGCAGUUACACAUUCAACAGCAGAACAAUCAACCUCUCUAGUCGACAAACUCCCCUGAUCCUGAAAGCGAUUAACGUUGCCGUUCGAUUUGAGAUCGAUAGGUAAUUUGGCGACGGAAACUCGACCAUUUUCUUCCCGACGGAGCAAACGCCGAAAAGACGAUGUAAUGGUGUCUGAAGAACAGCCUGGUAACUCAUCGAUAUCGUUAUACUUAAUCUUACGAUCGACCCACUUAUUGAAUGUCAAAAAGGAACGUAAUUUCUGUUACCACAAUGCCAUAAUGCCAUAAUGUGUUACAUCAUUUACAUAAAAAAAUAACUUGCGUAACGAAUAAUAGCAUUAUGAAAAGAGGGCUCAUAAUUUUCUACGCGUGUCUGAAGUCAGAAACUUUCCAUUUAAUUAAAUCUUUUUAUUUGCGUUAGGUGCAAUAUGAGAGUUCGCUUUGCCGAAUGUUUCAAUGAAAUGACUGCAAGUUUUAUUUUCAUUCUUUUUAUUAAUACAUUUAACUAAUUAAAUUAAAUCAGGGAAACAAUCUCGCCAAUUUCCGUCCUUCAAACACCUGUCAGAUGUCUUUUGUAUUGCGCGCUGGCACAAAUACUCCAUUUAUAUCGUUGGUCUCUUUUGUAGUUUCGCGUUACAUAUCUCUUUUACGCAGCAAAGCCUGGAAGUAUGUUAAAACGAAUAGAGUGGCUUUGAUGAAACCCUCCUAGGAGGAUAAAACUCCUAUACUCCAUAUGCGUGCAAAAUAAUAUAGCCGAGCUGCUCUUAUAGAACGUAUAUAUAAAGCGUAAUAUCAAUAAUAAUAUAUAUAUAUAUACAUAUAUCUUUUUACUUUUGAGGUUCAUAAUAUAUUUUCUACUUCAUAUUGUCUGAGCGGGACAAUGUCGCUCGCGCGCAAUCAAAUUGAUGAUCUUUUCUAAAAUGAGAUUUUCGACAUAAAGAAGAAAUGGUGCAGAAAUUUCAGGUGAAAAAUUGGCCAAAGAGAGAAGAUUAAGUGAUAAGUCGAAGCAAAUUGGUAAAGAUGUUACCUUUGUAUAUUAAAAGUGUCCUGAAAAUUUAUAGAGAAAAAAACGAGAGUUAAAGAAUAAGAAUCUUUUAAGGGAGGAUAAAAGGUAAAAUAAUAGAAAAGGGUAAGAAGGUAAAAUAAUAAAAUUUUGUAUAAAGUCCGAGAUCGAGGUGUUUAAAGCCUGAAAUUUGUGUACGGGACUGUGCUCUAGAAAAUAAGUACUUUUUCACGUGACGUGUGUUCCUAGCAGAGAAUCUAAAUCUUUUUAUACGAAUCUUUUUGUAUAUCCGUUGCAGGAAGCAACCUAUCGCCCUAAGUAAUAUGGACACUGUACUCUCGUGUACUCGUACAAUAGCGUACAUCUCGCAGAAACAUUACAGCAUUCAGCAGAAUGAGAAAGAGAGAGGAGAUUUCGCUUUUUUCUUUGAAGAUAUGCGGAGUUCAGGGAACGACGUUCCUCACUAUGUGCAAAAUCUGUUAUACAUGUAUAAUGUAAUAAUCGUCCAUUCCAUUUGCUCGAGUUUUCUAAGAAGAAUCGAAUCUUUGCACCAAGAAGCUCGGAGCUCUGACCCGAAAAGACAUACGACUGCAAGAGAGAAGCUCUCCUUAUUCCGUCAAGGCGGUAUUUUUCGACAGUAAUUUUGAUUAACGUGAAUCCUUUUUUUUUUAUUACCGUCUAAAUGCAGCUUAAUAAGAUGCCAAAGAGAAAGGUAUGUUCCCACGUGUGUGGAGUGUCCCAAAGAUCGUAGUUCAUAUAUAACAAUCUUUUGGAAAGAAUAAUCUUGUUACGGAGAAGAGUUGAGAAUUCAGAAUCAAUUUAUUCUUGAGAAAUUUUAAGUUUCCUUAUUUUACGAGAAAGUGUAUUUUAAAUCACGAAAUUUUCAGUAAUCUUCAAAAUUAAUUUUCUCGAAAGGGGAAGAAAAAUACAUAUCCUAAAGUUCUUUUUGCACGAAAUACUGUUAACUAAUUUAAUUAAUGAGAUAUGAUUUUUGGAAUACUCUGCAGUAAAAAAAUAUAUUAUAGUCGAUAAUGAGAGACAAAACACAAACACGCGAGUUUAGCGAUACAAGUUGAUGGAACUUAGUACAGAGUGUUUUGCGUAUUAUGCCAGGCCGUCUACAAAGUUUACAAAUUACAUAAAAGAGAAAGAAAACGAAAAAAAGAGCCAAGUCUGACGAGAGUGUUCGAUAGAAAACGAAGACGUAUAGGAAGUAUUAAAUUGUUUAUGCUCGAACGAAAUAGGCAACUAUUGUAUCUCGUGCGUAUGAACGCGUGCGUGUUUGUGCUUGUUUGUAUGCGUGUAUUAUCUCCCCUUACCCCGUGUAUGUAUUAUACCGUAAAAAGAAAUACCGCAUAUACCAAGAUUAAUUUUGAUAUCGUCGUUUUUAAGGGACGUUCGUCUUUUUUUUGUACAUUAAUACGAAGUGUAAAAACGAAUUUCCUCGACUAUUAUUUGUGUUAUUAUUAAUAUUAUUAAUAUUAUUACUCAGAGACAAUUAUCGUCACAAGUAUUUGUUACAAGAUUUGAUCAAGCUAGCUUGUUCGCAGCGAAAUGCGUACUGUACUGCCAAAAAGUGAAGAAACACACUUAAAGUGAACAAAUAUACUGAAGGUUUAUAAACU
Molecule: messenger RNA, 5900 nt
Organism: Vollenhovia emeryi
Lineage: Eukaryota; Metazoa; Arthropoda; Insecta; Hymenoptera; Formicidae
Gene: RhoGAP1A
Product: active breakpoint cluster region-related protein
Exons: 13
Coding region: 16-3312 (1098 amino acids)
Biological process (GO): intracellular signal transduction; positive regulation of GTPase activity
Cellular component (GO): membrane
Molecular function (GO): guanyl-nucleotide exchange factor activity; GTPase activator activity
Source: RefSeq, a predicted model, not a curated record